AUGGUAUCGUGCGGUAUGAGCUUCGCAGAUAUACUUUCGACGUGCAGCGUGCGAUACUGUUGGGCGGUUAGGAGAGUUAUCGAGGGCUUCAUGUACCCAUCGUACCUCUCGCCGGCGGAUCGAUGUGUUCUCGAGAGUCCGGUAUCGCUGGCCGAUAUGUACAGACACUCUGGCAUUGCGUCGUUCUUCCUCUGGUCGUCUUGGGCUUCACACCUCCUCUUCUUGACUGCCGAUUUGAUGUUGAUGGGUGGAUUCGCCAUCAUUCUAGCUUUGCUCUUCGUCAACUUCUGCCUUGAGCCGCUGGAAGCAGAGUUCUGGUGGCACGGCCGUCUUACGCCGCGGUUCUACCUCUGUCUUCAAGUGCUGAAGGCGGUCUUGUGGACAGGUCUCACGCCUGUGGGAGUGUUGAUCAUAUUACGAGCCAACAUUCAGCCGAAGUUGUUUGCGGGUGGCAUCAAGCCAGUUUUGUAUGCAGCGGUGGCAUCGACGGCGUUCUCAUAUUACGCAUCGCUCGUGUGCGCGGUCGUCAUCUGGCUUGGAAGACAUGGUUCGCGAGGCUCGGUAGUGUCGCACGAGGAGGAAGCAAAGAGGCAAAGCCUCAAACAGCUGAUAUCGGGGAAUACGUAUGGGUAA
Fulvia fulva is the source of this 633-nucleotide messenger RNA. RefSeq lists its product as uncharacterized. The transcript is spliced from 3 exons. Bases 1 to 633 code for a protein of 210 amino acids. The record is from RefSeq and is a predicted model, not a curated record. NCBI's taxonomy places the organism in Eukaryota, Fungi, Ascomycota, Dothideomycetes, Mycosphaerellales, Mycosphaerellaceae.